CUGGCCCACGCCCCAGUACAAUAGGUGGCGGUAAUGCAUCAUUACCCCUUGACUGCCACCUGCAGAUAAACCCCCCGAAGAAGAAGAAGAAGCCCGUCAGCCACCUUCUUAGCUUGUUAGCCAAUAUAGCCGGAACAUUGCAGCUCUUCAGACGGUUUCGGUGAAUGGGAAGUUGCUGUGUUGAAAGCACACGUCUGACGUAUCUACUAGUUACCCCGUUUAAUUUUAUAAUUACGUUGUUAGUCAUCUCGCUAGCUGGUUAAGUUAGCACUAAGCUAGUUGUUUAUGCUAAUUAACUAGCUAGCUAACAUCCCCGACCAUGAGCUCACUAAACAACUCCCCCACUGCCAAAGGACAGGAGGUCUGCUGGACGGAGAAAGAGGGUCUGUGGCUUAAUAUUGUCGUCAAAGAAGAGGAGGAAGAGGAGGACAUCACAUUGAAAGGAGAUACAGGAGCGCUCAGAGAGGAAGAGGAGGACAUCACAUUGAAAGGAGAUACAGGAGCGCUCAGAGAGGAAGAGGAGGACAUCACAUUGAAAGGAGAUACAGGAGCGCUCAGAGAGGAAGAGGGGGAUGUCGUUUUUGGAGUGAAGGAGCUGGGGGAGGUCACUGUCACAUUGGAAAAUGAGGAGGGAAAAACUGGAGAUCUGAUGAACACCGGAGAGAGGCCAGACUUUCCCUCUGACAGCAGGAAGAGUCCCUCAGGGGAACCAGACCCAGAGACACCCAAACCAGUGAGACCACACCACUGCUCCCACUGUGGAAAGAGCUUUACCUGGUUAUCAAAGCUGAAAGAGCACGAGAGGACACACACUGGAGAAAAGCCUUACCAAUGUGUCAUUUGUGGAAAAACUUUUACCCAGUUAGGGGGCUUUCAAUAUCAUGAGCGGACACACAGAGAAAACAAUACCUACCACUGCUCUCAGAAUGGAACGACAUUUCCCCAGUUAGGGAACCUGAAAAAGAACGACAGAAUUCUCACACAGGGAGAGAAGACAAACCACUGCUCCCGGUGCGGAAAGAGUUUUAAAUGGUUAUCAAAGCUGAAAGAGCACGAGAGGACCCACACAGGAGAAAAGCCUUUCCAAUGCUCCCAUUGCGAAAAGAAAUUUAACCAGUCAUCGCAUCUGAAAGAGCAUGAGAGAAUACACACAGGAGAGAAGCCGUACCAAUGCUCCCAGUGUGGAAAGGGUUUUACCUGGUUAUGGAACCUGAAAACACACGAGAGGACACACACGGGAGAAAAGCCGUACCAAUGCUCCCUGUGUGGAAAGACCUUUACCCAGUUAGGGGGCUUUAAAUAUCACGAGAGAACACACACAGAAAAAAAGAGCUACCACUGCUCUCAGUGUGAAAAGACAUUUACCCGGUUAGGGAACCUAAAAAAGCAUGAGACAAUACACACACAGGAGGAGACAAUACACACACAGGAGGAGACAAUACACACACAGGAGGAGACAAUACACACACGGGAGGAGGCAAUACACACACAGGAAGAGAAGGCUCCCAGUGCGGAGAGACUUUUAGUCGGUUAGGGAACCUGAAAGAACAUGAAAUAACACAUAAAGGAUAGAAACCAGGGGUGAAUUCGCCACCUGGUAAUUCUGGCAAAUGCCAGAUGGGCUGGACCAUUUUUUUUAGUUGGGGUGGUCAAAAUUGAAAUGCGCACAUGUAUUUUUUUUAAUAUAUUAAAAUACAAAAAUGACCUAUAAUAUAUAUUUUUGUGCAAUUUCUCAGUUAUACUAAUGAGCCUUUGGCUGGUCAGUGCAGUAGAACCUUCACUGGGCAAUGGCCGGGCCCCCCUACCAAGUUGGGCUGGCCAAUUUUCCCAUUCAAAGUCAAACGCGGCAUCAGCAUAGAGACGUGCUCCGACUGUCAUCAGUAAGACAGCCAAUAUAGGCAGUCAUCAGUAAGACAGCCAAUAUAGGCAGUCAUCAGUAAGACAGCCAAUAUAGGCAGUCAUCAGUAAGACAGCCAAUAUAGGCAGUCAUCAGUAAGACAGCCAAUAUAGAAGGCUACAACCUUCUCUGAGUGUAGCAGAAGGCUACAACCUUCUCUGACUGUUGUAACUAAGGAUAUUUCAGUCGCAGAAGGCUACAACUUUCUCUGACUGUUGUAACUAAGGAUAUUUCAGUAGCAGAAGGCUACAACCUUCUCUGACUGUAGCAGAAGGCUACAACCUUCUCUGACUGUUGUAACUAAGGAUAUUUCAGUAGCAGAAGGCUACAACCUUCUCUGACUGUUGUAACUAAGGAUAUUUCAGUAGCAGAAGGCUACAACCUUCUCUGACUGUAAGGAUAUUAUUGGGGCAAAACGAUUUGCGUUUUAACCACACGUUUACAUUUGUGAUGAUGUAAUCUUUAUAGUUAUGCUGCCAUAUUUUAGCCUGAGAUGCUGAAAAAGAACACUACUAUUUUGACUGCUUGUAAUGAUGCUGAUAACAGAACAUUAAAUGACUAUUUAGA
Oncorhynchus masou masou (cherry salmon) is the source of this 2464-nucleotide messenger RNA. RefSeq names its product zinc finger protein 878-like. The transcript is spliced from 2 exons. Bases 320 to 1534 code for a protein of 404 amino acids. Gene Ontology annotation, cellular component: chromosome. Gene Ontology annotation, biological process: regulation of transcription by RNA polymerase II. NCBI's taxonomy places the organism in Eukaryota, Metazoa, Chordata, Actinopteri, Salmoniformes, Salmonidae. Gene Ontology annotation, molecular function: chromatin insulator sequence binding. The record is from RefSeq and is a predicted model, not a curated record.